AUACUCAAAUUGAAUUAGAACUUUUGACUGAAAUAUCAGUCAAAAGUUCUAAUUCAAUUUAAAGAAUGUAUUUAAAGAUAUAUCAUAUCAAUAGAUAUGAUAUAUCUUUUGACACUUCUGAUACAGUAUUGUUCUCAAUAUUUAUUAUGACAACGUAUUACAACAGCAAAGUUUGAACAAAUCAUACUUACUUUGCUGCUAAGUUAAGUUACUAUUUAAGAUUUGGGAAAUUAAAUCCUACAUAGUCAUUAGGUGUAAAAGUAUUAAAACUUGAUAUUGGUCUUAAAAAUAUUAUAUGAUAUUAAGUUAAUCAAUUUGAAUUAAUCAUUUUUAAAGUAGUAAAAGUAAAAUUUAAUACAUAUUUUAUGUAUUAUUUUCUACCCUCUUUUUAAUAUCUCUAUCUAUUUUUGUUUUCAUAAUCAUUUAAACUCAUUGAUUACUCUAUUUGCUUUAAAUAUUACUGUAAAAAGAAACUUAUAUUCUUUUAUUAAUUUCAGCUUAUUGAAUUUUUAUACACAAAUAACAAUGAUGACCCGCAAAGCUGCAGUUCAAAGUACAGAGCUUAAAUUGAAACAAGCCCUGGAAGAACUCAAGGUAACAAAGGAAACUUGUCGCCAGCUACUUCGUGAACGUGAUGAGGGUGAAGAGGAAAUUGAGAAAAAUAUUCAAAGGAACACCCAGCUCAAGAGCGAACUAUCCCAACUUCACUCGGAACACAUGGAAGUGAUUCUUCAACGAGACCAUCUUAACGACACUGUCAACAGCUUUGACCAGCAGUUCAACACAUAUGAGAGGGCUCUUCAACGUAUCACAGACCUAGAAAAAGAACUUAUUGAUGCAAAUAACCAACUAGCACAUUAUAAAGAAAUUCAACAACUCCAGGAAACAGCACAUACACAGAGCCUUUUUGAGGAAUUAAUGGCAUCUCCCGGAGCGCCCUUGACACAAUAUCAACAGCCUAUUGUUUAUGAGAACACUGCUGUACAAAACUGUGUAACUGGCAAGAAAAAACUAAAAAAGUAUAUUCGCAUUAGUAAAUUUAUAAAAAGAACAGGAAAGUUAAUUAAAAGAAAUAAUUGUUUUCAUAAAAAUAUAGCAUUAAGGAAGGAAAGAAUGGACCUUAUUGAUUCUAUAGAUAAAUAUAGUUCAAAGUUGACUGAGAGUAGGCAGGUGUACGACAGUGAUACAAAGAAAUUACAUUUAGAGAUUCAAUAUUUACAUGAGUCACUACAAACAUUAUCUAACAAAUAUUCAAAUGCACAAAAACAAAUAAGUGAGCAUAUAAAAUCAGCUUCAGAAUUAGUUGAACUAUGCAACUACAAUGCAGAACGUUAUGAGUCUUUAGUAAAAAAUCAAUUAAGUAGUUCUUUAAAUCAAUCUUCCUUGCAAUCAACAUCAUCUGAAAUUAUAGAGGUUGUUAAUAAUAAUUCUCAAACAGUUAAAAAUUUUGGUGGUUCAUCUGUCUGUUCUGGGUCAACUUGCAAAACAUAUAACAACUCCCCUGUGAGGUCAAUCUGCACUACAUAUAGUACCUCUCCCUUCAAACCAGUGCUAUCUGAGAACACAACUAGAAGUAAAACAAUUAUGUUCUCGGAUAAGUUAGGAUGCGGCUUUGGAUUAAUGUUAAGGAAUUAUUGUAAUGAAAGAAUUAUUGGGAUAUGUAUGCCAGGUAAAUCAAUAAAUGACAUUGUAAGUGAACUGAAUCAGUAUAAUGCGGACAGUUUGACAAACAUAGUUAUUAUGUGUGGUGACAGCUCUAAAAUAAGAGCAAGAGAUAUGUAUAGAAAUAUAGAGGUGCUACUUAACUAUCAGUCUAGGUGCAAGUGUAAAAUAAUAAUAAGCGCUUUCCCAUAUGCAGAAAAUUUAACUAGGGAACAAAACAAGCGCAUCUUUAAUUUGAAUUUAAUAAUUUAUAAUUUAUUAAAUAGUCAUAGUGACAAUUUUUUAUAUUUUGAUAUAAAUAAAUAUAUUAGUAAAUUUAAGUUGACCACAGAUACUAUGUAUCUUGCAAAAAAAUAUAAGACUCAGAUAGCUACUUUGUUAGCUUUUAAUAUACAAAACUCAGUUAUACAUGGUAUAACAAAGUCUAUGCAACUGGAUUGUUUUAGUGUCAGCACUAAUAAAAUUAUUAAUUUAGAAAAUAGGGUGACCAACUCAAAUUUAAACUGAGGGGUACGACAACAGCCAAAUCCAACAAAAUUAAUAUUAUUUAUCAGAAUAUUCAAGGGUUGGCUGGCAAAGAUUUAGAAUUAGAACUAUUUGCAAAGAGCCAGGAUAUUCA
Chilo suppressalis (striped riceborer) is the source of this 2281-nucleotide messenger RNA. The record is from the annotation of a GenBank genome assembly. Lineage: Eukaryota; Metazoa; Arthropoda; Insecta; Lepidoptera; Crambidae.